ACACUGAAAGCUAAACCAGGAAGGAAGUUGCCACCACUGUGCUAAAUGGGAGUGCUACAGUGGCAUGUGCUUGAUUUUGAGAAAAUCAGAACUCUUCAGGUUAGCACUAGGAGUUCUCACCAUGUUUAUUUUAUGUUUACCUGAGUUUUUCAAAGUCCAUGAAGCUAACACCGUAGUUGUAUCGUGCAUGGAUACCUGUUCAUUAAAUAACACCACCUUUCCACUUUGUACUUUUAAUACUUCUUGCAAAAGAUCGCUGCAACAAAAAAGAGAAAAUCAGAUUGUCUUACUGAAGACCAUUGUAAAUCAUUCAGAUUUCCAAAAUAUUCCAUGUAUUUGCCUCUCCUCAAGUAGGGAACAACAGUCAAAUACUAAGUACUCAGAGUUUGAAUCCAGCAGAGAUGUGAACGUUGAUCAUCAAGAAUCAAGAUCAAUAGAUAAAAAAACAAAAGACUCAUCUGAAGUGAACACAGAAGAUGCUAUUUCUUUUUAUAAAUAUUUUAAUUUCACCAUGCUUCAUGCAAAUGAAGAAGUAGAGCACAGCACCUACUACAGUCUGGAAAUCCACAUCAACAACUCCAUAGUCAGAGGAAGAAACGCAGCUGAAUACCUAAAUCACUCUUGUCUCAUGGAUAUGAUCAGUGACCAAAAGGGCUGUAUGAAUAUUUCACUGCAACUGAAGUCUUAUGUGGAAUAUCCAAUGUGUAUGACGAAGAUCAUAUGGCUCACUAUGAUUCCAGUUGUCAUUGUCAUGACUGUUUCAGUUGUCAUCUACAAAAUAGUCCAAGAAAAUGGCCAAAACUAUUGUAAGCAUAGAGGAGCAGCAACAGUUUCUACUGAUCAAUGGAAAAGUGGUUCCAGUCAUGAUGUAAGAACCAUUUCUGCUACUAAAGUUCAUCUAUUUUCUGUGAAAACCAACGAAGAACCGAUUUCACUUACUGCACAGGCCAUAAAGAUACUGCCCAUAAUUCCUGAACAAGAACACUGUAUCUGAGUACAUCAAGUAUUGAAUGUACGUGGUACCAUAUGAAAUACAAUUUCUAUUGCAUGAAAGAAAGAAACAAUACACCACAGAAGACCAGAUCUCUAUUUCCAGUUUGGGAACUCUGUUAUCCAUCUUUUUAGGAGAAUGCCAGCUGUGCAGUUUAGUUGAGAAGCUUUAUUUUAUCUAACAGAACUACUUGGUAUUAAGAAAAUAUGAAUAAUGAACGAACACACUUUGCUGUAGAAUCAACUUCAUUUGUAAAUUAUGGAUUCCCAUCUAUUUUCUGUUCAUUCAAGAUUUAUGCUUAAUCAUAAGGUCCUGAAAUAAUCCAUGCAAUAAUUUAUUUUUCUAACUGGGAGGAAAUUUAUAUUCUCCAUAGAAUAAAAUACUGAUAAAAGAUCGAAAUCAACCUAUGUUUUCAUGAAAUGAGUAUAGUUUUCAGGUGACUGAGAUGCGAAAGAAAGAUCAUUUCUAGCUGUUGAGGAAGAUGGCCAACAGAACACAGAAGGAGAGAGUUCUGCAGUACAUUUUAAUUUCUGCAGCAAACUAGGAAGGCAUUCAUAAAUUCUGCAACAUCUCGGGGGAAAAAGAAAAAAAAAAUGUGGAAAAUUUGUACAUUUGGCUUAAAUCCACUAAAUCAUUAUUAUUGUUUUAUUUUAUAAGCCAUUAAGAUGCCAAAUGGGUUUUGUACUUUUUGAAAAAUUGCAUUUCUAUUUUUUGGAUUAGCUUAGGUCAUUAGUAUUCAAACUCAUUAUCUCCUGGAACUUUUCCUUACUUUCCAUUUAUUACUGCUCCUCAGAGCAUAAUGGAGCUGUUUGGGCUGAGCAGGGUCCCAAAGUCAUUCGGCUCUAACACGUUAUUUGUGCGUAUAAUCUAACCAUAAAUUAGUAGGCAGAGACAGAAAUUGCAGAGCUAGGGCUUCAGACUCCCUUGUGCUAAAUCCAUCAGGAUGAACAGAUUGUAAACUGCCCAUUGCAAAUAUGAUAUGCAGCAAUUUAGCGUCACGUUAAUACUUCAUAACCUUCAUCCCUUACAUUUAUAUAGCUUUUCCCUCCUGAAGCUUUCUGAAAUUGCUUCUCCAGCCACUGCACUGCAUGAUGCGGUUCAGAUUUAAUAGGAAUAGUUGUGAACAUUAGCUUCAGAAUAAUUUGAGCCCAUAUGGUUUUUUUUAAGUUUAGUUGUACAAAACUGUAGCAUUUGUUUCUGUUGUUUGUUAACAUCUUGUAAAAAAAAAGUCAAAGAAAAAUACUGACUUUCUUGAUUUAGGGGCUUUUCAGUUUCAUUGCUUAUCUAUGGUAAUAACUUAAAGCUUUUCAGAAAUGGAUUUUUUAAUGCAGUCUAUAAAAUAAACCUCCACCCCCCCCCCCCUUUCUG
Molecule: messenger RNA, 2359 nt
Organism: Phasianus colchicus (ring-necked pheasant)
Lineage: Eukaryota; Metazoa; Chordata; Aves; Galliformes; Phasianidae
Gene: TMEM156
Product: transmembrane protein 156
Source: RefSeq, a predicted model, not a curated record